This is a messenger RNA of Acanthocheilonema viteae, 567 nucleotides long. The record is from the annotation of a GenBank genome assembly. NCBI's taxonomy places the organism in Eukaryota, Metazoa, Nematoda, Chromadorea, Rhabditida, Onchocercidae.
AUGCCAAAAGAGCAAUAUAUGUGCCAAUUAUGUGCCAAUCAUGGAGUGUUUAAUCAGCCGAAAAAAGGACAUAAGCAAAAAUGUCCCUAUCGUCAUUGUCCAUGUAGUUUAUGUGCUCUGAAUACAAAACGGCGAGCACUGGAUCAGAUUGAACGUCAGUUGAAGAACGGAUCAGCAAAUUUGCAGAUUGUUCCAGGAUUAAUGAAUGACAAGAUAGAUCUGUGCAAUACGCGAUCCUUCACUUUUGAAAGCAAAAAUGCGGAUGCAACAGAUUCUAAGGAUGAUGAUUACGUCACAACACUGACAGCUUUACGAAAAGCUGCUUCUUCGCAUCAGUCGAUCACUCCGUUGCGUUCACUGUCGAUCAAAAGCAAUUCAUCAUCUGACGCAUUUUGUGUUGCAUUACCAGCAACAAUAACGAAAAAAACUCUAAAAAGGACAGCUAAGCGUAUGGAUGAAGCAGGAAGAAAAGCAAGAAUUCUUGAAAAUGCGAUCACAAAUAUCGCACAGCGAAACAGACAUCGGUCAAUAUUUCAUUCCGUGGAACAGUUAGCCCAAUCCGGAUAA